AUGGAAACAGCAUCAGUAGACGAUUGGACGGAACAAAAAUGCUUAAAGUUAAUAAGAGAAUACAGAAGAAAACCUAUAUUAUGGGAUCAAAAGAAUCGGUACUAUUUCAGAAGGGAUAUGAAAAUGAUCGCUUGGGAAGAAAUUGGUCAAGCUAUGAAAGUUUCUGCCGACAAAUGCAAACAUAAAAUGAUGAUUGUUUUGAUGUCGUCAUUCAGAAGAGAAAAAGCAAGACUUGUGAAGAGUUUAAAGAAUUUGUCAGGCGAUAGUCGUAAAGAUUCAUUCCGGCUAUACAGAAGUGCAUGGUUCGCUUUCGAAGAUAUGGCUUUUUUGUUGGAUAAGGAUUCCGAAAGAAAACGCCAAGAAAAUGAAGACUCCGAUGAAACAGACGAGAACGGUGAAGACACUUCUACUCGCGAUCGCGAUCUGUCAUUGCUGCGUCAAGGUUUGAAACAAUCUUAUCGCCCAGCUAAAAAACCGAGGGUUAAGUCUGAUAAUAAUGCGACAGAAGUAAGAGAACCUGAUAUCCUUCAACCACAAACGGAGGCCGGUCCUAGCCAAACGCCAUCCGAAAGAGAUGAGGAAAUUGUAUCUUUCACUACAUUUAUUGGUAACAAAAUGAAGAAGUACUCCGACACGACCAAAAACGCCGUGCAACAAGCCAUAUGUGAUAUAAUAUUCAAAGCAGAUCAAAAUGCUUACGAAAGUAAUUACUAUAACAAAUUGGCGAUAAUAGACGCGGUAGAGGAUCCUCUAAGUGAGGAAACGUUUGAAGAAUACGUUGAACAAAAACCUAUAAUUAAAAUAAAUUACUCUGACAGUGAUUAG
Messenger RNA from Arctia plantaginis, 825 nucleotides. Lineage: Eukaryota; Metazoa; Arthropoda; Insecta; Lepidoptera; Erebidae. The record is from the annotation of a GenBank genome assembly.